Leishmania mexicana MHOM/GT/2001/U1103 is the source of this 3723-nucleotide messenger RNA. Its product is annotated as putative kinesin. Gene Ontology annotation, cellular component: microtubule; kinesin complex. Gene Ontology annotation, molecular function: microtubule motor activity; microtubule binding; ATP binding. Gene Ontology annotation, biological process: microtubule-based movement. Lineage: Eukaryota; Euglenozoa; Kinetoplastea; Trypanosomatida; Trypanosomatidae. The record is from RefSeq and is a predicted model, not a curated record. The transcript has a single exon. The coding region runs from base 1 to 3723 and encodes 1240 amino acids.
AUGACACCGCCUACAACCUCCUCCUCCCCACCUGGCCCUGCGACGACCACCGCAUCGGCACAGGAGAGCGUCAGCGUCAUUGUGCGCUUGAAGGGCGCCUCAAAGUUCUCUUCUUCAACGGCGCUGCUCUCUUACGCGGUGGAGGAUGGCACACUUUCGACGCCACACGUGUCCUGUCGCCCCUCCUCACAGGACUACGGAUCCGCCCCGCCGCAUCUGCAGACCCCAUGUACAGCUCUCGGCUGCGGCAGCGCGGCAGAGCCAUCCGUCGCUCCGUCAGCAUCCUCUCCUGGCGCUGACGGAGGCACCGAUGUUGCUGCUGCUACAUGCACGGAGGCCUCCGAAUCCUCUGUGCUGCCAGUGUCGCAGUCCCGAGCGCUCGCGUCUUUGUCGACGCAGACGUCGAAGCAACAGCCCUUGACCCCUGCCUCCCCAACACUGAACUUGUCACCACGGCCAAGCCUCUUCGUAGCCGAGGCCCCGGCUACGCACCACCACCAAGAGGACCGCAACCCCGGUGCCAGCGCCGUGCUGGGUGGCGCGGCCGCGGCUGGCAGGAGCAUCGGCUCACACGGCCGCGUGCUCACCAUCACCUUUCCCAACACGAAGGAGCGCCGAAAGUAUGAGUUUGGCGAGGUGCUGGAGCCCGAGGUGACGAACGUGGCCCUGUGCGAGCGCCUCAUCCCCUCCAUUAUGGAGCAGAUGGCGGCUGGCUUCAAUGUGUGCGUGCUCUGCUACGGUCAAACCGGGAGCGGCAAGACGUACACGAUGAACGCGCUGGCGCCAGCCGUUGCCGAGGAGGUCUUUCGCUCCCUCGACGUGAAUAACGAGGUGGUGGAGAUGAGCUGCAUACAGAUAUACAACAACAAAGCCUACAACCUGCUUGACGGCACCCGCUCUGGCAAGUUUGGCGCGGAGCUGUCACGUCCGCUGACGAGCAGUACCGGCAACAGCAGUGGUAGCAGCUGCUUUGCCAGUGCCUCGGAACCCAAGGUUCUGAUCCGGGGCAGUGCUGAGAUGCUCGCCAAGGUGAAGGCGGCGUCGCGACUGCGCGUGACGCACGCGCACACCCUCAACGCCCGCAGCUCGCGCUCCUUCACCCUCCUCUCUCUCCACGUCACGCGCUUCCUCGACGGCGCACCGCUCACGACGACGCGAGUCACACUCGCCGACCUCGCUGGGACGGAGAGACUGAAGAAGAGCGGCGCCACCGGGGAGGCGGCCGACCAGGCCAUCUUCAUCAACAAGUCCUUGAUGGCGCUGCGCCAGCUGGUGGAGUCCCGCGGCACGGAGGCAGAGGUGCUGCACUUCCGCAAAUCGCUGCUUACCACGUACCUCGCCCCGCGCAUGCGCAGCUGGCACCUUAUUCUUCUCGUUACUGUUUCCCUCGAGGCGGGCAGCUUCGAGGAAACCAAGUCGUCGCUGGAGUUUGCGACCAACGCGCGACGCCGCAAGGUCAUGAAGGUGAAGAGCCGGGUCGAGCAGAGACUGUCGAGCACCGUCGCCCGCCUCUAUGGACGGCCCAGCUUCCUCUCUGCCGCCGGUGGCGUGGGCAGCGGCAGCGGCUGGAACGCGCGCGAAGACAACGCUGACAGCAACGAGCUUCAAGAGAUCAUUGAAGUCCUUCAGCACCGCAUCCGCGUGCUGGAGGAGGCGCUGAAGAUAGAGCAGGAGCGAGGCGCCAUGACGGCUGUGCAGUCACCACUGGCAGAGGUCCUUGCCAACCCCAGCUGUGCGGCGCCGGCGGCAGCGGUUGACGCGGGUGUCGCGCCGCUUGCUGACGCAGAGACGCUGCGGCGUGAGUCCCAGUACUACCGUCGUCUGCUGCAGGAGCGGGAGCAGGAUCUACGCCGUUUGCAGAGUCAGUUCCCCGAAAGGAGUGCUGCGGCUGACUGCGCGCCACCAGAUCUGCCCGACUCACUGGAAGCAUCGUCGCUAUCGUUGGAUGAAGGUGACGCGGGGGCGAGAGACGAUCAGCAGGAGUCUGCCACGCCACCAGCCUCGGCGCGGAGCAGCGAGAGCUCUGGUACCCAGGUGCGCUCCGGAGAAGGUGGCGCUGCCGACGCGCACGUGCAGCUGCGGCGGUACGUGCGCCAACUGCGCUCACUUCGCUCACGCGGUAGCAGCGAAGAUGAGUGGUGUAGCGACGUGCUAGACCGCUUGCGCAACGCGGUACUGCGUGCCACCGAACAAUACGAGGACGUAAACGAGCAGCUUCUUGUCGUCUCUAGUUCACUGAGCGGACUGCGUACGCAAAAUCAUCGACUCUACGACGAGGUGCUGCGCGCCAACAAGCGCCUUUUAGCAACCGAUAUGGAGUGCAGGGAGCGGCGCGCCGCCCUGCAGAUGGUGACACUUCGAGCAACCGCUGCGGAGACGGCGCUUGAGCAGUUGCGCCUGCAGCUGUUUCAGGCGUACGCCGAGCAGUCGAUACGGGAGGAGAUGACGCGCCUCUACCUGGACGCGACGCCGAUCGCCGCCAACGUCGAUGAGGCCUUGUCUGGCGACCGACAGACGGAGCAGCAGGUGGAGCUAGAGAAGGUGCAGGCGCACCAGCAAGUACUGUGUGAUAAGAUCACCGAGCUAGUGGACAACGUCGAGCAGCUGACGCGCGCCGUCGCGCAGAAGGAUGUGUCUCUGGCGGCGCUGGAGUCGCUCAUCACACCGGCGCAGCGAGCGCUCUUUCACACCUUGUCAAACACUUCCACUGCCAUCGCUGACCGCGACACCACCAGCGUUGGGGGUAGUGACGGCGGGUUUGCUGACACGACCGCGGCGGCCAUGGCCGCAGACGACGGAAGCAGCGCCGCUGACUGUUUCAGUCUUCUGCAGUCACGGGUUUUGGAGCUCAGUUCCCUGCUUACGCAGGAGCAGCAGCAACACCAGCUCACCCAGUGCGAGCUCCUGGAGGCCCGCGAAGAUGCGCGGCGCAGCCGACAGGAGCAGCGGCAGGCGUUCUUCCAACAGAAAGAGGAGGCGCGGCGCGUGGGCCAGCUGAUGGCAGAGAACUACGAGUUGCGUCAACAAAACGAGCGUCAUCAGCUCUAUCUGGACCAUAUGUACGUCAGCUUUCACGAAAAGUUCCUGCAACUGCGACAUCAACACGAGGAGGAGAUGGCAGAGCUGCGGAGCGCCGCGAAAGCAGUGCCAUCGCAUCAGCGCGGCAACGACGAUACGGCAAGGCAGGGGUACGAGGAUGAGGACCACGAGGAUGGGGCGUCGUCGGUCACCGCACGUGCUGUUGUGCGCGACGACACGCCGGAGGGUGUGCCAUUGAGUGAGGAUCAGCUGCCUGAAGGCAUUGUGCACGGCCCCACUGCUAUCGCAGUCUCGACGGCAGACGUGGCGGACAGUGGAGACGCGGGGUGGAGGGCAUCGGCGCAGAUACAGGGGCCCAGCCGAGUGCGGCGUCGGGUUUCAAAGUCGAAUGUGCGACACCGCGGAGAAGAUCAGGGCAGGGCCCCGACUACGGCGGACCACACGGUUGUGGCAGAUACUGCUGUCGUUUCGCCACAGCGCGUCGGACUGUCAUCAAAGGUGGCGCGUCGUUCAGCGCGCAUCAGCAAGGCAAGACUGCAUCUCUUCGCUACGUACGGUGAGCCAGUCAACCCCAGUGAUGCCCCGGUGCCUGUCUUCAAGUCAGACGUCUUCGCCUCUACCCCGCCGGCAACGCGACGCCGUGUUCGCGCGUCAGGAGCGGCACGCGCAAAGCGUCGCAAGUAG